This is a messenger RNA of Capsella rubella, 1220 nucleotides long. RefSeq names its product protein MAK16 homolog A. Gene Ontology annotation, biological process: maturation of 5.8S rRNA; maturation of LSU-rRNA. The transcript is spliced from 9 exons. The record is from RefSeq and is a predicted model, not a curated record. Gene Ontology annotation, cellular component: preribosome, large subunit precursor; nucleolus. NCBI's taxonomy places the organism in Eukaryota, Viridiplantae, Streptophyta, Magnoliopsida, Brassicales, Brassicaceae. Bases 92 to 997 code for a protein of 301 amino acids.
GACGACAGUUGAUCGCCGCCGUCCUCUAAACCCUAAAGCCUCGCCGAAUUCUAAACCCUUUACCAGAUUUUUAAGCUUUUCGCCGUGAAAGAUGCAGCACGAUGAGGUUAUAUGGCAGGUCAUCAGGCACAAGCACUGCAGUUACAUGGCCAAAAUCGAAACUGGAAUAUUCUGCAGAAACCAAUAUAAUGUAACGGGAAUCUGUAAUCGAAGCUCUUGUCCUCUUGCUAAUAGUCGAUACGCCACUAUCCGAGACCAUGAUGGGGUGUUUUAUUUAUAUAUGAAGACUAUAGAGAGAGCUCACAUGCCAAAGAACUUGUGGGAGAGAAUUAAGCUGCCAAGAAACUAUGAGCAGGCUCUUGAAAUGAUUGACAAACACUUGUUGUACUGGCCCAAGUUGUUGCAGCAUAAGGUUAAACAAAGACUGACUAAAAUGACUCAGAUGCGUAUUCGUAUGAGAAAACUUGCUCUGAAAACAAGGGAGACUGUACUUCCUAUGCCGAGGAGGCAAAUAAAGAGGGAGAAGAGAAGAGAGGAGAAGGCUCUAAAAGCAGCGGUGUUGGAUAAGGCCAUUGAAACCGAGUUGUUAACUCGUUUGAAGACAGGCAUUUACCCUACUGACAUAUACAAUUACCCAGAAGCUGUGUUUAACAAAGUUCUUGAUACUGGAAACGAAGUGGAAGAGGAAGUGGAAGAGGAUGGAGUGAUUGAAUAUGUUGAAGGUGAUGAUGAACUCGAGGAGGAGUUAGAAGAAGAUAUAGAAGACUUCUCUGGUUUUCCAUCUAAAGAGUCUUACCUUGAAGAUGGUGACGAUCAUGACUCAGAUGAUGAGGAUGAGGACGAUGAUGCUGAAGAGCAAGUUGUGAUUCAUAAAAAGGGAAGACCUUUAAAGGGGUCUGAUGAUAAAGGAAAAUCAAAGAAGAAAUCAAGAGUAGUUGUCGAGGUUGAGCAGGAAGAUGGAGCCACAAGGAGUUCCCUGAAAAGCCUCAAACUCUGAGAAAGCUAGUGAAAAAAGUUUUUGAUACUUGAUUAAAAGGGUAAAUCUUUCUUCUUCAGUUGAGAGGCCUUUGGUUUUGUAGAAUUUCUACUUCUAUCUUGUAUAAGCUUUAGUAUGUUCUUCUUACAUUUAAAUUAUAAACCAUCUAUUUUCAAGUUACAAAAUUUUGUUACUGAAAACUCGAAAACAAGAGUCCUUAUGUUAUGUAUCAACAAUGUUUUUA